AUGAGGGAGCACCAGCUGCAGCAGCCCGGCACGCUCUUCCUCCUCAGGAACCCGCUCGUGGUCGCCUCCAGGACGAUGCGCCGCGGCAUCCGCGGCUUCUGCCAUGGCGUCGGCUCCACGUCCACACAGCAGCACCUCCACGCCAGCAUCGACCACCAGCAGCUGGCCAGCGGGGGUGCCGAUGCCGACGCAGCGUCGUCUUCCUUCAUGACCGUGCCGUCGUCCGUCGUGGGCUCCUGCGCGGCCGAGAGCGAGGCGGCCACCGGUGGAGGCCCGCAUGCGGCGGCCGCGGUCACCCUGGAACAGAUGAUCCUGCAGCUGGACCUGGAGGAGGAGGCCGCGGCGGCCAGAAAGGCGCGGCGCGUGGCGGCGGCAGUGCUGGAGGAGGACCGCUACCACCCUCGCCGCAUGUCGUGCGUGAACAGCUCCGACCACGUGCUCCGCUCAGCGCGGGACGCGCUCAGCCAGUACCCGCGCUUCUCCCUCGACGGCCGGGACGCCAUGUGCCGCGCGUCGUUCAGCAGCUACCACGAGGGCAUGGGCGUCGCCGGCCCCGUGCUCCGAGAUAGCCGAAACAUCCCUGCAGACCGCGACGGCAGUCGGCACCGGAGGGCGUCAGUCUGCUGCGCCGCCGCCGGCGCGGGGCACUGCAGAGCGAAAGAGUGCGGUAUGGAAGGCUACGAGAUGGACCUGGAGCGGACACUGCGGAUGCCGUCCACGGUGGCUGGGGAGAGCGUGGUGUGGUGCAAGCCCGGCGUCGUGGCCAAGCUCAUGGGCCUCGAUUCCGUGCCCGUGCCCAUCGGAGGAGGGCAGCGCGGCGGCAUUGCCGGCGCUAGAAGGAAGGCCAAUUGGGCACCGCAGGGAUCGACGCUCGGCGGCGGCGUGAGGAAGCAGAGAUCAAGGAGGAUGGGCAUAGAGGAGCUGGAGAAGGAAAGGCUCUUCAUGGCACUCCAUGGCUACCUCGGGUCGGGCGCCAGCGCCCUACGGGCAACCGCGGGCCCUGAUGUCAGUGGGUUUGGAAGGGACGGGGAAGGUUGGGAAUUCCGGGUUCCUAGCUAA
This is a messenger RNA of Triticum turgidum subsp. durum (durum wheat), 1059 nucleotides long. The record is from the annotation of a GenBank genome assembly. Lineage: Eukaryota; Viridiplantae; Streptophyta; Magnoliopsida; Poales; Poaceae.